CGUAGAAAAGAAUUGUUGGUCGUGAAGUCUCGUGGAAAUUUUUAUUUUUGAAACAAUUUGAAACAAAUUCGGCAAAAUUUUUACAAACUAUAGAAUAAAAUGUCCUCCUACUACAACAACAACGACAGAACUUACGACUCGAGCAGUCGCUAUCAAGGUUUCAGGCAGGAAAGCAGCAAUAGCAGUACCAGUGGCAACUACCAGCAUAGAGAUAGAGACAGGAGUUAUGGUUCUUCGCGUGGCGGAGGCGGCUUCAGUGCUGGCAGUAUCGGUGGUGGCUUCAAUAGGCCAAAUUUUGACCGUUCUGGCAGGUCAGAUAAGAGGGAUUACAGCUUCUCAACGUUGGAACCUGUCGUCCAGUGGGACUUGUCUAAGCUGCCCAAGUUUGAGAAGCACUUUUACCAAGAGAAUCCAAUCACAGCUCACAGAUCAAUUGACGAUGUGCAGUUCUUUUACAACGAGAAUCAAAUAACUAUCUCCGGUACACAGUGUUCAAAGCCUAUAUUGACGUUUCAGGAGGCCAUGUUUCCAGAUUACGUAAUGAGGGUACUGAUGCAACAGAACUGGACCAAACCGACACCAAUCCAAUCACAGGGUUGGCCUUUAGCUCUUAGUGGCAGGGAUUUGGUGGGCAUCGCUCAAACAGGAUCUGGGAAGACAUUAUCAUACAUAUUGCCAGCAGUUGUGCACAUCAAUCAUCAACCACAUCUGGCCAGAGGGGAUGGACCAAUUUGCUUGGUCCUGGUGCCAACAAGAGAACUGGCGCAGCAAGUAGCCCAGGUUGCUCAGAUGUUCGGAUCAUCAUCCAGAGUUAGAAAUGCUUGCAUCUAUGGGGGCGCUCCAAAGGGCCCACAGAUUAGAGAUAUUGAAAAUGGUGCUGAGAUCUGUAUAGCAACACCUGGUCGCUUGAUCGACAUUCUCGAGAUGAGAAAGGUGAAUUUGAAGAGGUGCACCUACCUGGUCCUCGAUGAAGCGGAUCGUAUGCUUGACAUGGGCUUUGAACCUCAGAUCAAAAAAAUCAUCUCCCAAGUUCGACCGGACAGACAGACUCUGAUGUGGAGUGCCACCUGGCCAAAAGAAGUCGAGAGGCUUGCAGAAAGUUUCUUGAACAAGUAUGUGCAGAUCAACAUAGGGGCCACUCAACUGCAUGCAAAUCAUAAUAUUCUUCAAAUUGUUCAAGUCUGUCAGGAGGAUGAGAAAGAUAGGAAAUUGGAUCGACUGUUGAAUGAGAUAAUGAGGGAGAAAGAAAAUAAGACUAUCAUAUUUGUUGAGACCAAGAAAAGAGCCGACGAACUAACAAGGAAAAUGAAGCGUGUCGGGUGGAUUUCUGCUUGUAUCCACGGUGACAAAUCACAGCCAGAGAGAGAUUGGGUGCUGAAAGAGUUCAGAGAGAACAAAAACCCAAUUCUUGUUGCUACGGACGUUGCUGCUCGUGGACUAGAUGUUGACGAUAUAAAGUACGUGAUCAACUACGACUUUCCCAACUCAUCUGAGGACUACGUGCAUAGGAUUGGCAGAACUGGUCGGGCUUCAAAGGUCGGAACGGCUUUCACAUUUUUCACCGCCAAAAAUGCUCCUAAAGCUAAAGGAUUAAUCUCAGUACUGCAAGAAGCCAAUCAGCAGGUUGAUCCAGCACUGUUUGCCAUGCAGGCUGUUGGAAGAGCUAGAGACGAUCGUAAGAAUUUUUUCAAGUCCAGUUACGGUGGACCAACCAAGAGAGGUGGACCGCCAAGCAGAAGAGGUGGACCACCUAUCAAAAGAGGAAGACCGUUUUAAUGUUUUGUGUGCGCGCAUGUACUUAUAAUGUAAUUUCUUCUAUAUCGUUCUUAUGUAUAUACAUUGUUUAUAGAUAUGUUUAGUGAAACUUAAUGUUAUUUCAAUUGUUGUUGACAUUCUUAUUGUUGUUUCCUAUUAGGUUUAAUUAUUAACUAUGGUAACAAACGUGAUUCAUUUAAAAAUAAAAUUCUUAUCAACUUU
This is a messenger RNA of Helobdella robusta, 1977 nucleotides long. RefSeq lists its product as hypothetical. Bases 100 to 1776 code for a protein of 558 amino acids. NCBI's taxonomy places the organism in Eukaryota, Metazoa, Annelida, Clitellata, Rhynchobdellida, Glossiphoniidae. Gene Ontology annotation, molecular function: ATP binding; RNA helicase activity; RNA binding. Gene Ontology annotation, cellular component: nucleus; ribonucleoprotein complex; cytoplasm. The transcript has 13 exons. The record is from RefSeq and is a predicted model, not a curated record.